Messenger RNA from Gekko japonicus, 4052 nucleotides. It is a transcript of the gene COBLL1, whose product is annotated as cordon-bleu WH2 repeat protein like 1. Gene Ontology annotation, molecular function: actin monomer binding. Bases 1 to 3564 code for a protein of 1187 amino acids. The transcript is spliced from 16 exons. NCBI's taxonomy places the organism in Eukaryota, Metazoa, Chordata, Lepidosauria, Squamata, Gekkonidae. The record is from RefSeq and is a predicted model, not a curated record.
AUGACUGACCAUGUUGAAUGCCACUGUAAGAUCAAGCAAAGAAAAGGAAAGCCGAAAGCUCCUCUCCCUCCAUCUGAGAGAAAAAGUACUGAGUUUUCUUCAUUUGAUGAUUCAGAACUAACUAACUUCACCAUGGAACAAAAAGAGAAUAUCAUUGACAGAGACAUAGAGCUGUCUGUGGUUCUUCCGGGCGAAGUGAUCAAGUCUACUUCUGUGAAUGGCAACAAACCAAUGAUGGAUUUACUGGUAUACCUUUGUGCACAGUACCGUUUAAAUCCUUCAAGCCAUACUAUAGACUUGAUGUCAGCGGAGAAAAAGCAGAUCAAAUUCCAGCCAAACACACCCAUUGGAAUGCUUGAAGUAGACAAAGUGAUUCUAAAGCCAAAACAGAUGGAUAAGAAGAAGCCCACUCCUAUCAUUCCAGAGCAAACUGUGAGAGUAGUAAUUAAUUACAAGAAGACCCAGAAGACUGUUGUCAGAGUUAGUCCUCAUGCACCACUUCAAGAGCUCUUGCCAGUCAUCUGUAGCAAAUGUGACUUUGAUCCUUUACAUACCAUGUUGCUGAAAAGUUAUCAAUCUCAGGACACUCUUGACUUGGAAAAGUCGCUGAAUGACUUUGGACUCAGAGAAUUAUAUGCGAUGGAUGUCAGCCAAGUCACACCAACUUCUGAAUUCCAUUUGUCAACUUUACAAGAUGCUUGUCAAAACUCUCAGAAUUUGGAUAUUUUGAAGGAGAAAGAAAAUAAAGGGUUCUUCAGUUUUUUUCAACGAACUAAGAAGAAACGAGAACAAACUGCCAGUGCUCCUGCAACUCCAUUGAUGAGUAAACCAAAACAAACCUUUUUCAUAAGGUCCAACACGGUUUCCAAACAAUAUGAGUCAAAUACCCUCCCGUCGGAAACGCCAAAAAAGCGACGAGCACCCUUGCCCCCGAUGCCGGCUUCUCAAAGUGCUCCCCAGGAUCUUGCACAUGCCCAGCACAGACCUGCAACUUGUGUCGUGAAAUCUAGCAGUGUGGAUGAAACCGAUAAGGGGCUUUCAACAAUAGGAAGAGUGAGAACAGGUUCUCUUCAGCUAAGCGGCACAUCCUCUGUCAAUUCUUCCUUGAGACGGGCAAAGCGCAAAGCACCAUCCCCACCUCCCAGAAAAGGCCGAAGUGACAACAGUAUCGCAACAGGAUCUGAGUCAGCAGAAUCAGUUCAGACAGAGGGACCUGUGAGAGGAAGACAUUCAGAAGUACCAUCUCCAACAGACAAAAUAGUUGACCUAACCGGAACUUCAGCGCCACCCUGCGCCAUGUGCUACCUUGAGCCAGCCAGUCCUGAUCAAAACAAUGGGCAGCAAAGCUCAGAUACAACUAAACUUUGGGGUAAUGCUGAUAUCCCAGAUGAAUCUGAAGUGUCUCUUAAAUCUGACAUAGACUCUGAAUUUAGCCUGGAGGAGAUUGAUGAAAAGGAAGAGCUGCGUGAAGAGAGCACUGACACCUUUCUCAGGACUCGAGAGUUUUUGACCUCCAGUAUUGCUCCUAAUGUAGCAUUCAGUCCUGGAAAAAAUGAGUCUGCUUCAUUGGUGGCUUCAGAUCCUGGCAUUUCCACUGAAGGUGAUGGGCAAAUCUCCAGGGAAGGAGAAAAACAAGACACAACUGCAUAUAACAAAGCUCAGCACAGCCAUAGAGACCAGGGGGAAGCUGCACUUGGGAAUGGCAAAGCAUUGGAAGCACUGCAGCGCAACCAAAACAGUGGUCAAGAGGGUUCAAAAUGCCUUCCAGUGAUGACAGAAGAAAGCAAGACUGACAUGGAAGACAGUAACGAUCUUGGAGCAGAAAGUUUCUCAAACUGCCAAACUUAUCAAAGUGACAUCAGUCAGGACCGCAAUCCACAAGCACUUUCAGGGGGUCUGGAACAGUCUAACUUGGAGCCAGUAAAGACUCAAGAUGCUGCAAUUCAGACAACCCCAUCUGCUAACUUUUUUGUUCAGACUCAACUGAGUGAGAGUCCUAGUUUUCAGGGUGGCAAGCAAAGCACUCACAAAGGAGUAACCCAUACGCACAGAUCGGCUCCAGAGAAUCAACCCUCAGAGCUCCUAUACAGGGUACACAAGACUGUAGGAACUUUGACAGAGUUCAGCUCUCUGAAACAACAAGCUACACAUGACAGAGCAAGUCCCAGUGGCGAUCGAAAUGAUGUACAUGCAAAUGAGGAUAACAUUCCACCACAGAGAGUUGUCCAAAGUCCUGUUACUUCUCCUACAAAGGGUUACCCACUUUAUCAACAACGCUCAACCCCUAAGCCAAAACCUUCCAAUGAGAUUACAAGAGACUAUAUACCCAAAAUUGGAAUGACUACCUAUAAAAUAGUGCCCCAAAAAUCUCUAGAAGUACUGAAGAAUUGGGAAUCAAACACUGUUGAGGAUCAGGAAGCAGUCUCUUUGCCCAUGUCUCCCAAGAAUGAGAAGUCCCAGGAGUUAGGCACACAAACAGAAGUCUAUAAUACCUCAAAUCUAACAGGGCCUGAGCUUAGACAAGAAGUUGUGUUGCCGGGGAACGGUUUCCUUCAUAAAACAUGCAGUGUUGGUAAUAAUGCUGCAGUUGCUCUCUCUAAUGCCCAAGGCAAGAAAUUGGGAGCAGAACAUUCCAAACCUAAUCCAGAUCACAUAAUUGCUCCGUUGGUACUAAGCACGGAAAAUAAAAGUUUUUCGCCACCCGCAGAGCAUGAAAAAUCAAGUAUAUUAAGUCCUCCAGCAAAGCCAAGCACUUUCUAUUUGCAGAUGCAAAAGAGGGCAUCUAGUCAUUAUGUAACAUCUGCAAUUGCAAGAAGUAGUUCUGUUAGCAGCCCUACUCAAAAUGAAGCUAAAAGUUUAGUGGCAGACAAGAAACCAGCAUCACCAGAUCAGACAUCUUUUCCGUUUCCUAGAACAGUCAGCAUUCCUUCCCAGUCGGUUGAGGAAAAGGCUGAAAAUGGUCACAAUGAGAAAAAAACAGAUGUCCCCACUUCGCCUGUAAAACUGUCUCAGCCUCUGAAUUCUCCCCCCACCCCGCCUCCUUCAUUAAACCUUAGAACUAUUAGGACUUUUUUUGUGCCACAGCCAUAUUCUCUUUCUAGGCCCUCCCCUUUUGCUCUUGCUGUGUCAUCAGCCGUUAAGAGAUCACAGUCAUUCAGUAAAACCAGUCCAAGCGGGCCGUUACAAGAACAGUCCUCUGUCGACCUUCCUUCACCAAAGUCAAAUGCCGAGAUGAAGAACCAUUCUCCUUUGCAAAGUCCAACAGGCGGGUUGAAGCAGAGCAUGGCAGAGAAGGAAACCAGUUGUGCAAGCCGCGAGCAAAGCCGGCAGGUGCGCUCUUUAUCUGGCCACCCAACAACUGCUGUCUUUGGGAAAGGCGCUGCUGUAACACUCCAACGCCCUGACCCAGAACAGAUCCACCAGAGCUUGCUGGCUGCAAUCCGCUCUGGAGAAGCUGCUGCCAAAUUGAGAAGGGUUGGUCCUCCAUUAAAUAUUGUUGCCAUCAAUGGGAGAUCCAGUCUUGAUUCCUCAGUGGCCACAGAAGCAAGACCCAAUAAUCACUAGGAUUGCAUGCCAAAUACUUUGCACUUUAAUCAUCAUGGCAUAGACCUACUUCAAAGUUAACUGCAUAUUGUUGAAGAGUAUUUGUAAAUGCAGGGUUGGAGUAUAUAUCGUCAAAGUGGAGCACAGAAACUUCAUUUGGGGCCUCAGGCCUGGAGAGAGAAUAUAUAAUUUAUAGCAAUAUGUUUUUUUGUCUUUAAAGCUGAAAAUGCUGCUUCAGAGCUUAAAACAUGGAGCAAAGAGUUUGCUGCCAUGAUAAUCAAACAUGUUAAUUUACCCACAGUGAAUGAUGUGUUGCAACAUGCUGUAUAAUGUUUAUAACUGCCUAAUAAUGAUGCUCACAAAUGUAAGUAUUAGUUUAAAAAUUCUGCCAUCUGUUGCCUUAGUUUGUUAGGUUGAAAUGAAAUACUGUAGGUUAGCAGGAUGCUCUCUAGAAUGUCAGUUUAUGCAAGUUUCACUUUAUUCAGUUAAGGGUAAGAUCCUGCCACAGU